Molecule: messenger RNA, 1239 nt
Organism: Zasmidium cellare ATCC 36951
Lineage: Eukaryota; Fungi; Ascomycota; Dothideomycetes; Mycosphaerellales; Mycosphaerellaceae
Exons: 5
Coding region: 1-1239 (412 amino acids)
Biological process (GO): spliceosomal complex assembly; regulation of mRNA processing; protein phosphorylation
Molecular function (GO): protein kinase activity; ATP binding
Source: RefSeq, a predicted model, not a curated record
AUGAUUUCCUCAUCAAUCAUGCGAUCUUUGACUUUGAUCGGCAGAAAGUGGAAGCCUCUAAUAUUCCCGCAAAAACCUUUCGCCCAGAUUGCUUCCUCAGAAAGAAUCGAGGAAGAGACCUUUCGAGACUACGUAGCCUCACGCUACUAUCCGACCCAUAUUGGCGAGGUCUUGCGAGACCGCUAUCAAGUAGUCGGGAAAUUGGGUUACGGUGCAUCGUCGACGGUAUGGCUCGCGCGAGAUCUGAGCGGCAAGCGACACGUCGUACUGAAGCUAUUCAUCACGUCUUCUUCUCUCGGUAAACACUUAGACGAUGAAAUCAACAUCUACAGACGCCUCAAGAAACAAACCCAAGUUCACCCUGGCCGCGACGCUGUACGGCAGCUAUUGGACACGUUCGAUAUUGAAGGGCCAGAUGGCCAACACCGCUGUCUCGUACACCCGCCUCUGUGGGAGAGUGCACUGUCUUUUCUGCACCGCAACCCGAUCGGUAGACUUCCCGUGCCAGUGUUAGCAUUCACGCUGCGACGACUCUUUCAAGCACUAGACUUUCUGCACAGCGAAUGUCGUGUCAUACACACAGAUAUCAAAGCCGACAACAUCAUGUUUGGCAUCCAAGAUUACGAUGUCUUUCGAAAGUACGAACAACUCGAGCUCCAGGAGCCCAGCCCGAGAAAGGUCUUGGACGACCGGACGAGUUAUACCUCCCGGGACCUGAGCCCGCCGAAGCAAUGGGGAGCGCCUGUCCUUUGCGACUUUGGCUCUGCGGCCUUGGGAGACGCCGAGCAUACGGAAGAUAUACAGCCAGAUAUAUACCGUGCGCCCGAGGUCAUACUAGGAAUUCCCUGGUCAUAUGAGGUUGACAUCUGGAAUACUGGCUGCAUGGUCUGGGAUCUCUUCGAGGGUGGACAUCUCUUUACCGGCCACGAUCCAGAAGUCCAUCGCUACAGAAGUCGGUCGCACCUAGCAGAGAUGAUUGCGCUGCUGGGAUCGCCACCGCUGGAGCUACUCGCGCAAGGCGCUGUGAGUGACCAUUUCUUCGCGAAGGACGGAACACUUCACGCGGAUAUUCCACGGCCAGAUGCGGUCUCUCUGGAGCACAGAGAGGACUCACUGAUUGGCUCGGAGGAUCGACAGCUUUUCCUACGCUUCAUGAGCAAAAUGCUACAGUGGGAGCCAUCGAAACGUCACUCGGCCAAAGCGCUAGCGGAAGAUGAGUGGAUUCGAAAAAACACGUAA